This is a messenger RNA of Cryptomeria japonica (Japanese cedar), 1280 nucleotides long. Its product is annotated as probable leucine-rich repeat receptor-like serine/threonine-protein kinase At3g14840. The coding region runs from base 101 to 1225 and encodes 374 amino acids. The transcript is spliced from 14 exons. Gene Ontology annotation, molecular function: protein binding. NCBI's taxonomy places the organism in Eukaryota, Viridiplantae, Streptophyta, Pinopsida, Cupressales, Cupressaceae. The record is from RefSeq and is a predicted model, not a curated record.
UCACAUUCUAUACCCCUUUACCAAACAGUCUACAAAGGAAAAUCCAAUGUUGAAAACAAUGAGCUCACUCAGUCUCCUCCAUUGAUCUCUUCUCUCUGCAAUGGCCAUCAAUUCUGGUUUGGGUUUUGUGUUCUUCCUAUUGUUAUGCACCACCCUUCUGCACUGCUUUUAUAUUGGACAUCCAGUAGAAGCUGCUGUAGUUACAAUAACAGACCCACAAGAAGUUAAAGCACUGAGAAUUAUAGCAAACAAACUGCAAAAUAAAAAGUGGAUUUUCAGUGAGGAUCCUUGCAGUGGAAAAGGAAGCUGGAACGCCGACCAGGAAAAGGAUACUAAAAAUAUGGUCAUCUGUAAUUAUACCUCAGAGGACACCAAAUUUCACCAUGUUACCCAUAUAUUUCUGAAGCGUCAGAACCUGACUGGGGUUGUUCCAGCGGAGCUAGCCAAUCUCACAUACCUCCAAGAAAUUGAUUUCACUGGCAAUCAUCUUAAUAGCUCAAUACCAUCAGAAUUGGGAUCAUUGCGUCAUUUACUAAAUUUGGCACUUGGCAUAAAUAAUCUUUUUAGUCAUAUUCCAAAAGAAAUUGGAAACCUUGUGAGUUUAAAGAAAUUGGACUUAGUUUCAAACAAUCUAUAUGGACGACUACCAAAAUCACUUGUAAAUUUGACCAACCUUGAGAAAAUGGAUGUUCGAAAUAAUCUAUUCCAUGGGAAGAUACCUAAAAUAUAUUCUCGUUUCUCUCGGCUGAAAGAAUUUUAUGCAAGUAGCAACAACUUUAGUGGUAAAAUACCAGAUUUCAUUGGAAAUUGGAAAACCAUUAAAAAAUUGAGACUGGAAGCUUCUUCCCUAGAAGGUCCAAUUCCUCCAACCUUUUCAAGUUUGAGUCAAUUGAGUGAAUUGAUGAUAUCUGAUCUAACUGGAGCUGGAUCAAAUUUGUCAUUUAUGGAAAAUCUGAAAACACUAAAAACAAUAGUGCUAAGAAAUGCCUUAAUUUAUGGAAAAAUUCCAUACUCUAUUGGAGAAUUCAACAAUCUAAAAAUAUUGGAUUUGAGAUUCAAUAGUUUGACAGGAUCAAUUCCUCCUACAUUAGAAAAAAUAAUAAAUGCAAAUAUACAAUAUUUGUACCUUGGAAACAACAAUUUAUCUGGAAAACCUCCAGCAUGGUUAAACAUAAUUGAAUAUGUUUUCUUACUUGUGCAUCUGGCGGAUAAAGAAUCAGGUUAAAAAAUUUGAUAACUGCAGAACACUGAUUCACCCCCCUCUCAGUGUUUAUUGAUUC